This is a messenger RNA of Anthostomella pinea, 588 nucleotides long. The record is from the annotation of a GenBank genome assembly. NCBI's taxonomy places the organism in Eukaryota, Fungi, Ascomycota, Sordariomycetes, Xylariales, Xylariaceae.
AUGGGCGACAAUUUCUCCAUAGUCCCCAUCGAUUGCUUCACGAUGCGCUACAAUUCCUCCGCGAAGCGAGUCACCAUCAAUAGAAAUAUAAGAGGGGGCAGAUUGUACUGUCACUACGAUGGAAAGAACAUAGGCCUCGGGAACAAAUGCGUCAGCCGCUGUCCUGUUGAGAACAUCCAAGCUACACUCGAUCACUUCUUUUUCAACCAUCCGCAAGAUAAACGUGCCUUUAUGAUCGCCCAACUCCGCUUCUACGACGUAGCAAUGCCAGGAUACAAAUCGACUAAGAAUUUGGAGCAUGCCCUGGUUGAUGCCCUAGAAGGCCAGCUCAAUCCAUCGCCGCAAAUUGUGGCCCUCGAGAAGCAAUUGAAAGAGAAAUGGACGAAGGAGUACGGGUCCCAGCCUACCGCAGGUCAAGGUUCGAACGAAGAACAGACUGCACAUGGUCACGCCACUGCCGAUCAUCAAGAGACGGUUGACCCGAAAGGACCGUAUCUCGUCCAGCAGAAAGAAAUCGAGCACCCCAGUGGCGACAAUACUGAGGAUAAACAUUUGGGUGACCUCGAGCGGCCGGAUGACAUCCGAUAG